This is a messenger RNA of Myotis davidii, 570 nucleotides long. RefSeq names its product BRI3 binding protein (gene BRI3BP). The transcript is spliced from 5 exons. The coding region runs from base 1 to 570 and encodes 189 amino acids. The record is from RefSeq and is a predicted model, not a curated record. NCBI's taxonomy places the organism in Eukaryota, Metazoa, Chordata, Mammalia, Chiroptera, Vespertilionidae. Gene Ontology annotation, cellular component: mitochondrion.
AUGCGUCCUUGUGAGGUGGUGACUGAGGAGCCGCUGCUGGCCAGGCUGAUGGAGAAGUUCGUGCACGGCGUGGACGUGUUACUGGAAACGCUGUGGAAGGUGUGGAUGGAGCUCUUGGACGUCCUUGGCCUGGACGUCGGUGACUUUUCUCCCUUCAUGGCCCAAGACAGCUGCGCCCAGUCCUACUAUCGCAUCCAAUUCCCGUACCUGAGCCCCGCCUCGGUGGCCAGCAGCCCCGCCCGCGCCCUGGUCCUGGUCGGCCUCCUGAUGCUGGCCUACUGGUUCCUGUCCUUGACCUUGGGCUUCGCCUUCAGCGUCCUGCACCUGCUCUUCGGCCGCUUCUUCUGGGCGGCGCGCGUGGCGCUGUUCUCCAUGGCCUGCGUCUACGUCCUGCACAAGUACGAGGGUGAGCCCGAGGGCGCCGCGCUGCCCCUGUGCCUCGUGGUGGCCAGCGACCUGGUGCCUGAUGCGCUGGAAGCAACGCGUUGGGUGGGAGCCUUCCCUGCGUCCGCGUUCUCAUCCCCGCACUCGUCAGCACUGCCCCCUCUCAGCGGCCGCCGGGGCUUCUAG